Molecule: messenger RNA, 1673 nt
Organism: Hydractinia symbiolongicarpus
Lineage: Eukaryota; Metazoa; Cnidaria; Hydrozoa; Anthoathecata; Hydractiniidae
Product: ADP-ribosylation factor 2-like
Exons: 2
Coding region: 320-886 (188 amino acids)
Biological process (GO): intracellular protein transport; vesicle-mediated transport
Cellular component (GO): cytoplasm
Molecular function (GO): GTP binding; GTPase activity
Source: RefSeq, a predicted model, not a curated record
UAAACAAAAUAAUGUAUGGUUUAUAGUUAUAGUUUAUGGAGCAGGCGAGCAAGCCAAUCAGUCUGGUCUUUAAAAUCAACACUUAUCAUAAACUUUUAUUCAGCGGCCGUGCCGCAGCGCAGUUCGCCUCUCCUUUAAAUGUAGCGUUGGAGCCCUGACAUGUCAUAGAUGGCUAACAAUCUCAAAUUAACAUACUACAUUGGCUGUUAAAAUUGCCUAUUGUUUCUUUAAGGAAGAUCUCCUUGCGGAUGAAAGUCUGUUUUGUUCUUAUAUACUCUGGAUAUUUUAAUAUGCUGUUUUUGUUUCAGUUGUAAACAAAAUGGGAAACUUCCUUCUGAAAGGAUUCCAAAGACUAUUUGGUGGUCCAGAAGUUCGUAUAUUAAUGGUUGGCUUAGACAAUGCUGGCAAAACUACGAUUCUUUAUAAAUUCCGCCUCAACGAAACUGUCUCCACUGUUCCUACAAUAGGUUUCAAUGUGGAGACGGUCAAAUAUAAAAACAUUUCCUUCACUGUGUGGGAUAUUGGAGGUCAGGACAAGAUUCGUAACUUGUGGCGCGUGUAUUUAAAAGGUUCGACAGGCUUAAUAUUUGUCGUUGACAGCUCAGAUAAACAACGUAUGAACGAAGCCAAAAUCGAGUUACACAAACUCCUCGAAGAAGAAGAUCUCACUAACGCUCACGUCUUAGUGUUUGCAAAUAAGCAAGAUGUAAUCGGGGCCUUAAAUGUGAACGAUGUAAAGCAUGCUUUAGGACUAGUUGAUAUAACGUCUCACAAUUGGUUUAUUCAACCAACCGUAGCGACGAAGGGAGACGGACUGUACCAAGGACUUGAUUGGUUAGCCACUCAGAUUAACAACAAUCAAUUUUUUAAUAGAAAAAUGUUUUAGAAUUACUCUGUUUAUAAUUGGAGGAUGUUUGACCAGGCUUCUUUCUUAACUGUUUAUCUUGGUGUAAUUUAUUUUUCAAUUAUUGCAGACCAAUCGUAUACAAGAAAUAAAUCUACCGACAAUUUUUUAGCUGUCUUGUAAACAACACCUUUUAAUGUGACUAAGCGAUCGUGUAUUUUUAUGUACAUUUAUAUUCAUUUUCUUAUUUAGCAAUUCUCGGUUUACACUUAAGCUGUGGGGGAUAGCUGGCCAAUCAGUAUUAGUUAUGCGCUUUUAAUUUCGUUUGCAUCGGUUUAUUUCUGACAUCUUUGUACGGCACAAUUUUUGCGUUGUUUCGUUUAUUUAUUUGUUUUUUCCAACUUAGGUAAUUUUCUGGAACGCAGUGUACAAAUAAGUGGUGUUGUGAGUUUCCCUGGAAUAAAGAAAUAACGCCAUUAAGGAUGGGUGUAAGACGGGCGGAUAGAGAGGCGGAUUUAAUAGAUUGUUCAUUUUUUUGAAAAAUAGCGUUUGAUUUUUAUGACAGUAACACCAUCUUUCCAGAAAACUUUGUUUUCCUUCCUGAUAUGGUUUACUGCUUAAUAAUUUAUGGUGUCAUCCAAACUGUUUUCUAUUUGCCAUGUUAUUUUAACAGCAGAUAUUUAUAACUGAUACGCAUAUUGUAACAGAAGAUAACGUAUAGUUCAUUUUUAUAAUUUAUGUCAUGAUUUAAAUGUCUUCAAAUAUGUUGUUAAAAUGAUUUUUUGCGGGUGGAACAUUUGUAUAAAAUGAAUAUAAUUAUGUAAGAAUA